Molecule: messenger RNA, 789 nt
Organism: Acanthocheilonema viteae
Lineage: Eukaryota; Metazoa; Nematoda; Chromadorea; Rhabditida; Onchocercidae
Source: the annotation of a GenBank genome assembly
AUGCUUGGCUUCUUUGUGCAGACUGUUGUAAAGCGUUGGUCGGUACUUUUUGAAAAUAUGGGCUACAUCGAAAGCACAUCGAUGUAUAUCGGUGGAUAUGUAUACGGCGAAGACGAUGAAUCACGUUUAUUACGUCGAACUAUGGCACGUUAUUUAUGUUUAACACAGUUACUCGUCUAUAGAGAUAUUAGUAUACGUGUUCGGAAACGUUUCCCAACGUAUGAGAGUAUCAUUAAAGCAGGAUUUAUGUUAGAAAAUGAAUGUGAAAUAUUGGAAUCAAUUCAAUUAGAUUUUGAUAAACAUUGGGUACCUAUCAAUUGGAUAUAUGCGCUUAUUUUUCGUGGGCGUAAAAAUGGUAAAAUUGUAAGCGAUCCAUUCGCCAAUAAACUUUGUGAUGAAGUAAACAAUUUUCGAAAUCAUCUGCAGAUAUUAUGCAAUUAUGAUUGGGUUCCAAUACCAUUAGCAUAUCCACAGCUGGUAUUCUUAGCUGUUUACGUUUAUUUUGCUAUCUGUUUAAUUUCACGACAAUUUAUAAUUACAGAACGUGACGCACCAAAUAAAAGUAACAUUGAUUUGAUACUUCCAUGUGUUACAAUGAUGGAAUUUAUAAUAUUUGUUGGUUGGAUGAAAGUAGCUGAAGGUCUUUUAAAUCCAUUUGGUGAAGAUGAUGAUGAUUUCGAGAGCAAUUUCUUACUUGAUAAAAAUUUAGCAGUAUCACUGUGUAUGGUUGACGACGCAUCAAAUGAUGCACCAGAAUUAGAAAAAGAUCAAUUUUGGCCAGGAAAAUAA